GCAGCAUGGCCCCGUAUAUCCAGGAGUGGGUGUCAGUUAGAGUGAAGAAAUACUGCUCCUCCCAGGGUUGCCAGUGGCACAAAAUUUCCAAGAAUGUGCCAAAUCCCACCAAAAAUGUCGCUCCGAUGGAAAGGGCGAAGCCGUGUACGAGAGAGCGGGGAGCCGCGCUGGUCAAGUUAUGGAAUUCGCUUUUGUGCUGUGUUGUUACAUGAGCGUUGUGAGUGCUUCCGUGCGCGUAUGUUCAGUCAAUCAGUGAGCAGUCAGUCGCUGGGCGCGCGAAGGCAUUGAACGCGCUGAACUCGUGUAAGGGCUGUUGAAGGCCAAGUUGCCAUGGCCUGCUCGGUGCAGUGACAAUGGAGAAGCACCCCCCCCCCAGCUUUGUGGUGCUGCUAAGUGGGUCAGGGCGACGCCAGAUGGAAAGCCAGGCAGACACUGAGCGGCUUCACCGUCAGGAAGGCGCAAUAGGCGCAGAGGCCAAGCGCGACUUCCUAAGCCGAAAGGCGCCGGUCGCCGCGCUCAAAACCACCCUCCGCCGCCUCGCUCCCACCAACCCAACAACCACCACGAACGCACCUUCAUCACCACCACCAACAACCACACAAACCCCACAACGCCCUCAUGACGGAGGAGAAGGAGAUGGAGAAGAAGCAGGAGGAGGUUCGUCCGCCUCAGUCGCAGCCGUAAGCAACCGCCCUCCAUUCCCUCACAACUCACCUCCUCACGCGUCUCAGAGCCCGCCCCGCCGCCGCCGACGCCGAGGAGGAGACCGAGGCCGCGAAGGCCGAGCAGAGCAGGGAGGGAGAGAGGGAGGAGAAGGAGACGGAACAGCAGCAGCAGGAGCAGAAGCAGUCGUAAGUAAACCAUCAUCUCCUCACGCGAGAAUCCCCAUGACUACUACCCCAGCGCCCGCUCCACCACCCAGGACAACGCGGCCGCGCAGGCCGAGAACACCGCCGCCGGCGCCGCCGUCACCACCACCACCACCACCACCACCACCACCGCUGUCGCCACCGCCGUCACCACUGCCCCGCCGCCCACUAUCCGGGCGUUUAGGCUCCCCUAGCGCGCCCGCACGCCUACUACGCCUACCACCGCCCUCGUUCUCGCCGAGGAGGAGGUCGACGUGGCGGCGGCGCGUUACGCGCGCUUCCUGCGCCACCGGGUGGAGAACGGGGUUCUGAUGCGGGAGCGGAGGAGGGCGGAGCGGCGGUUGGAGGAGGGCAGAAUGAUGAGGGAGAUGAGGGAGAGGGUGGAGAGGUGGCUGGCGGGGAUUAGGGGCGUGGGAGGGUGAGUGUGUGUGUGUGUGUGUGUGUGUGUGUGUGUGUGUGUGUGUGAGAGAGAGAGAGAGAGAGAGAGAGAGCGGCCGGCCUGGCCUUUGUGCCUAUCCCUCGUAGGGUGAGCUACUAGGGGGGAGCUGGGGGUCGAUCGGGUCAGGGCUGAGGAGAGAGAAGAG
Messenger RNA from Aplosporella prunicola CBS 121167, 1453 nucleotides. RefSeq lists its product as uncharacterized. Bases 354 to 1181 code for a protein of 275 amino acids. The transcript has a single exon. The record is from RefSeq and is a predicted model, not a curated record. NCBI's taxonomy places the organism in Eukaryota, Fungi, Ascomycota, Dothideomycetes, Botryosphaeriales, Aplosporellaceae.